AUGUGGCUGCCCUGUGCGGGAAGCUCGGGCGUGUGGGAAUUUUUUCCUCCUGAACCUCCAGAUAUAACAGAAGAUGUUUUUGAAGAUUAUUUAACGACAGAUGAUAUGCUUGUGGACUACUUUAACGAAUUCUUGAGUCUUCCAACCUUUGCACAGCCGGUUAAAUUUAAUCCUGAUUUUGGGAUUUUUGAAGUAAUUAAUGACACCCCUCUGCUCCUGGAAAGCCAGCUUAAAAAAAUACUGCAUGCUCAAAAACCUCCAAAUCCCAUUUACAAUGUUACAAGGAAGGCAAAGAAUGAUGGGCAGUUCUCCAAAAAGAGCAGUGCUUCUUCAGACCCAAAUAUUAACCCAAAUUACAGGAUUAUGUGCCUUGAUCGAGAGCAGGGAAUUCAGUGGAUUAAGAAAGAAAGACUUCCAGCAUUUCUAGAAAGUGAUUGUUACUUUGAAUACAGGUUAGCUAAACUGAUAUCGCAAGUAGAAUGGAGCAGUACUGGUAUUAACUUCAUUAUAGAUACAGCAUAUUAUCCCUGGAUUGUGAAAAGAGAACCAAAUCCUCCUCUCCCUGAGGAAGAUGAAGACGAAUUAAUUAUGAGAAAGUUCUAUGUCUCACUUGGCCAGGCUACAGUUACUCAGACGAAGGACUGGUUUGCACUAGCAAAACAAAGCCAGCAUGUAACAUCUACAGAUUCAGUUAGUUGUCCUUUAGUUUCUUCUCAAAUUCAAGGUGCAGACCACUGGUCUACAAACGACCAGAGAACUGUUUCAUUCACUGAGAACGUUGGCCACCGAGAUUCCGUUUCUGGUCAUGGUGCACACAGCCUUUUUGCUCAGCUGAACAGAACCGACUUACACAGUGAUAGUAGUAGCAGUCUAGGAGCAGAUUCCCUGGGUGAUGAAUAUGUACAAAGAAGUCUCCCCCUCCCUCGGAGGAUGACAGCUGUAAAAGUUAGCAAUGUGAGUGGGAGAUCCACAAAUAAAAAGGAGGAAUCUUCUGUGUCCAUUGCUGAAACGCCUUCUUGUACUCAGUUAAGAGUGUAUCUAGACCAGAAAUGGGAGAGUGAAACAGAGAAAGAAAGUAGUCAGGAAACAGCAAUUUUUCAAACACUGGAAGAGUUUACAUCAGCUUAUAUUCAAUAUAUAGUGAGGGAAUCGGUCUCCAAGCUGACUGGACAACCAGCUGCUAAGAGCAAGAGCGAUGUGAACUUCAGUAAAUUGUCUAAAGUCUUUAUAGAUGAGGUAGCAAAUAAAAAACUUUCUGUUGCUGCCGGAGAACAACUGUCUUCCCAAAUUAUCACUCCAUUCAAAGAGUUGGACCCCAGUGGAGAUGAAAUAGAACAGCGGAGUGAAGAAGUUAGUUUAAGUUCAAGUUCUGAAACUGAUGGCACAGACAUUAGGGCUGCCUGGUGUAUUAGUCACCAAACUUAUGAUAUUGGCAACAGAAAUGAAUUUGAAAGAUUCAAGAAGUUCAUUAAAGGAACUUUGGGGGAGAAGUACUGGUGGCUCUGGAUGGACAUUGAAAGACUGAAGGUCCUUAAGGACACCAGAAGGCAGCAAAGACAGCUUGAUAAAAUGAAAAAAAUCUAUCUAGUAAGCAGUGGAGAUUAUUUCCUUAAUUCACAAGUCUUAUUCAGACUGGAUCUACUCCAUGGAGAUCAGUGGAAUAUAAGGCAUUUAAGAGGGAUUCAGCCAGAAGUAGUGAAACCUUUACUUCUUUACUGGGGCCCUAGAUUUUGUGUCACUCAUUCAUCUAAAAUACGAAGUGCUAGUGCAAAGCUGAAGCUGUGGCACAUGUGUCAAGAAAGACCAAGGAUGGAUAUUGAUCCUUUCCCACAAAUGGUGACAUUGUUGCCACUAAGAGCCAAAUCUUGCAUGCCAAGAAUAGCAUCUUCCCAUCCUCAGUGGAGACACUAUUAUAUUACAAAUACAUCUUGGACUCCUGAUGUUGGAGUCCUAGAAAGUAAAACCAGCUCACCAACCCCAUUAUUAAAACCUAUGAUGGAUUUAUCUUCCAAGAGACCUAUAAGGUUAUUGUCAGCUACUUUGCCACUGAGCCAUAGCACUGCAAGUGAUGAUUCCAAUACCUCCACUGCUAAAUAUGAUAUUGAUGGAAAGCGGCCAAAAUCGGUGACUGACAUGAUUCAUGGAUCUGAUUUUACCUAUAAUAGUGAAGAUGUCAAGCUUCCAGGAGAUAGAAAAUAUACAUAUGCUGAGGUGCUUCCAGGUAAAAGACCCACAGAUAGCAUGGUCCUAGGGGGAUUUAAAAUGGAAAGCAUGCUGCAGUCACUUUAUGUGGAGAACAAAGCAGGCUACUUCUUCACACGCUUCUGUGAGAAGUCAGGGAAUAAGCUGUGGAAGAACAGUACGUACUUUUGGUUUGACCUACAGACUUAUCAUCAACAUUUCUACCAAGAAACCCUUCAUCCCUUUAAAAUAUGCAAGCAAGCUCAAUUUCUUUAUGCUACUUACAUUGCUCCUUCUGCCAGUAUGGACAUUGGACUACAGCAAAAUAAGAAAUAUGAGAUCUAUCAGAAAAUGGAACCACCUUUUGAGGAUCUUUUUGACUCAGCAGAAGAAUAUGUCCUCACUCUUCUGCUGGAACCAUGGAUGAAGAUGGUGGAAGUAGAUAAAUGCAUUUAUGAAGAGGUGGAGCUGGUAGAAGAAACUCGACAGCUGGAUUCAGUGUACUUUAGAAAGUUGCAGGCUUUGCAUCAAGAGAGUGUUUCCAAAAAGGAUGAGGGUGCUGUUCCUGAAGCCAGUCUUUUACCGGGUCCUGACAUUCUCAAAGAAGCGCAGCUUUUGAGCCAAGUCCCUGAUGAGCGCACGGGUUCUACCCUUCGUGACCUGCUCCACAAUAAACUGAAGUUGGAACAGUUCCACCUCUUCCUUGAAGAACACUUUGCAAUUAUGGAUCUUUUGUGCUGGAUAGAUAUUGAACAGUUCAGAAGGAUGCUCCACAAGGAAAAAGGAAAGCGAGAGGAAAAAUCUAAAGACAUUAAAAAUAAGUACUUAAAUAAAAAAUACUUCUUUGGACCCAAUAGUCCAGCUACGAGAGAACAACAAGAGCAGCUAAUGCAGUUAGGUGGAGGCUGGGGACAGAUUCUUCAUGAUCAAGUUUCCUCAUCGGUUCUCCUUGAAAUUCAGAAAUAUGUCCAGAUGAGGCUAGAAAAAAAAUGGCUUCCAUUGUUCCUGUCAAAUGAACAAACUGGGACCUACAAAAAAACAAAGAUAAGGGACAUAGCUGAAGAUCUCCUAAUCCAGAGAAAUGAGAAGAGGAAUGGGGCCUGGAAGCAUGUGGACAAUAAGUGGGUUUCUUCAUCUCGGGAAAUAAUUACUUUUCGUAAAGCGCUGUUGAAUCCAGUAACAGCAUUUCAGUUUCAGCGCUUUGUGUCUUUGAAAGGAGACUUACUGGGGAAUGGAGUGCUCUUCUGGCAAGAGGUUCAGAAAUACAAGGACAUGUGCCAUUCUCACUGUGGUGAUGUUACCAUCCAGAAUAAGAUCACAGCUAUCAUCAACUGCUUUAUUAAUUCUUCCAUCCCUCCAGCUCUACAAAUUGACAUUCCAGUUGAGCAAGCUCAAAAGAUUAUAGAGCACAGGAGAGAACUUGGGCCUUAUGUGUUCAGAGAGGCACAGAUGACUAUUUUUGCUCUUCUGUUUAAAUUUUGGCCAAAAUUCUGUGAGUUUCGAAGCAGUUUGGCUGAUGAAAAAAUUUUGCCUGUGUUGGAGAGGAAAAAGGAAAAGAAAGUGGAAAAAGGGAAAAGAAAAUCAGCAGAAGAACAACUCACCAAGACUCAGCAAGGGGAAAAGGUUGUCAGUAUAGCAAGCAGUGUUUCUGGAGAAGAAUGGGGUGUGGGCAGAAGAACACCUUCAUCUGCAUCUACAUCAGCAUCUGCACGGCAGGUUUCCUGGUCUUAUUCCAAGUACAUAGAAGCCCUCGAGCAGGAGCGAGUACUCCUUAAAAUGCAAGAAGAUCUGGAGAGAAAGACAUCAUCAUUUUUGACAGCUGCCUCAUCUAUGUCAUUUAUGAAGCCAAACCGCCAAGCAAGCUCAGAAAAAUCUUCCAUUUCGCCAUCCUCUAGUUUGAUUUUGGAGAAACAGUCAAAUAUUUCCAAAGACACAGAAAGAGGAUUUAAAACCUAUGUGAAGGAUGGAACGCAGAGACAAUGAAUUAUGGUGGCCUUAGGGUGAGUUAGCAGUUGAAGUAAAUCAUGUGCAGCUUGGUUUGCGGUCAGAUUUUCAGAACAUAGAUAAUCCACCUAUAAGGGCCAACAGAUGGUAGAGUCACUGGUCAAAAACACAGGCUCUGUGGCAAUGUGAUGCUGCUGUUGCUAUGGUUUUUUUAAAUUAUGGUAGUGCAUGGUACACACAGGCCCCAAUCAGGGUUGAGCCAACUGUGGUAGGUGCUGUACAAACACCUGGGUCAAGUUGAUCCUUACCCCAUAGCUGUUAUAGUCGCAUUCAGUUCUUUAGGGCUGAGCUAAUAAGUGUUACACUAUCUUAGGUCUAGUCUACAGGACAGUGAACUCCAGCUCUGCCUUCACAACUCUGAAUGUGUCCACGCCUAAAGCUCAUCUGCAGCUGCCAACAGAGUUACUUCUCCUCGGCUAAAUAGAAUAAGGCUUCUGCCAGUUGCCCUGAUCCUUUCCCAGGGUACAUUUUAUGCUGUGGUAGCACAGCUGCUUGGUGGAGCUGCCAAAAACAUCUGUGUGUGCAUGCACUCUGGUACCUUGGCAGUAGUGACUGCUAUCCACAGCCAGACAUUUCUGAGGUAUCAAAACACAAACCCCUAGUACUACUUUGGUCUUGAACUCAAGCCCAUGCCUAAAUCCAGUCUGGAUUCUGAUCUGAAGGACCUUCUGCCCCAUACCAAUUUUGUUUUGGCUGUGGUCUCAAGCAGUGUUUAAAAGGCCCCCGAGUAGCAGGCCUGGGAAAUAAUAUUUCUGAAAAGUGAGUGGAAUCCCUAGGCAGAGAAAACUGCAGGAGAAGCCCCCAUGACUGCCC
Molecule: messenger RNA, 4998 nt
Organism: Alligator sinensis (Chinese alligator)
Lineage: Eukaryota; Metazoa; Chordata; Crocodylia; Alligatoridae
Gene: RGS22
Product: regulator of G protein signaling 22
Exons: 30
Coding region: 1-4164 (1387 amino acids)
Biological process (GO): regulation of signal transduction
Molecular function (GO): G-protein alpha-subunit binding
Source: RefSeq, a predicted model, not a curated record